Closterium sp. NIES-65 is the source of this 1800-nucleotide messenger RNA. Lineage: Eukaryota; Viridiplantae; Streptophyta; Zygnematophyceae; Desmidiales; Closteriaceae. The record is from the annotation of a GenBank genome assembly.
AUGCCGCGGUCAGUUGCCACGUCAGCUCCGCGCUUUCCCGCAUUUCUCUCCCGCCCUCCCCUCCCGCUCAUCAUCGGCGCGCUUUUCGCGCUGCUGCUCCUAGGGUUGUUCCUCUCUUCGCCGCCCACGCCGUCGCUACCGACAAGCGUUCCCGCCCAUGACAGGCUGGCGAACUUCCACCCUGUCAGCGAGGUCCAGGCCCAUUCCCUCAUUCCCCCCUUAGCACCCACCCCUGCUCUCUACAAACCGCAUCCCUCCCCUGCUUCUCACUCCCACCACGGCCAAUUCCCCUCCCUCCUGGUUCGGUGGGCUAUCAACAGGUGCGGCGAUGUGACAGAGAAGAAAUCCGGCCCGGCCCUCUCCCCCGUCCCCUCCCUUGCACCCGCCUUCUUCCCACGACUCACCUCAUUCCAACCAUUCCCACCGCUGCCCAUUCCACCCGCCUUUCUUCUCUCUCCCCUCCAGGUGCGGUGGGCCAUCAUCGGGUGUGGCGAUGUGACAGAGAAGAAGUCCGGCCCGGCGCUCGCCCUCAUCCCGUCGUCUCGCCUCGUGGCUGUCAUGCGCCGCAACGCCACCCUGGCUCAGGACUACGCCCAGCGCCACCACGUGCCCAGGUGGGGGUUGGCGCUCGCCCUCAUCCCCUCGUCUCACCUCGUGGCUGUCAUGCGCCGCAACGCCACCCUGGCUCAGGACUACGCGCAGCGCCACCACGUGCCCAGGUGGUCAACGAACGCAGAGGAGACAAUCAACGACGCCGAUGUGAACGCUGUGUACAUCGCCACUCCCCACCGAUACCACAAGCAAUAUGCCAUCAUGGCAGCGCGGGCAGGGAAGCCAGCCUACGUGGAGAAGCCAAUGGGAAUGAGCCACGUGGACAGCUCUGACAUCCUCGCUGCCUUCCAGCGCGCCAAGCUGCCUCUCUUUGUCGCCUACUACCGCCGCGCCCUGCCCAACUUCCUCAGGGUGUGGUAUACCACCGGCCACCCAACAAGGCCCACCCUCCCAACCCACCCAACCCUGCCACCCCCCUCUCUGCAGAUCAAGGCCCUAUUGGAAUCUGGGGCCAUAGGGGACGUCCUGUCCGUGCAGGUGGUAUACCACCGGCCACCCAACAAGUACGACUACCAGUGGGCACUCAGCGGAGUCCCGAGUCAGAAGGAGCUGCAGACGAUGCUGCAGCAACAGCAGCAGGAGAGAAGGGGAGGGAACGAGGAGGGGAGCGGAGCAAGGGAGCAACAGCAGAGGCAGUACCCGUACCGCCCGUUACCCCAGCACCACCCAGCAGGGGCGUCUCUGCACAACGCGACUCUCAAGUGGCGUGUGGACCCCCUGGUGGGCGGGCUUGGUGGGUACUUUCGGGACAAGGGCAGCCACCAGCUCGACCUGCUCGACUUCUGGUUCGGCCCUGUGGUGGCAGUCUCUGGUUGGUCCACCAAUCUUGCUGGCAUGUAUCCAUCCCCUGAUACUGUCACGGCCCACUUCCGAUUCGCCAACGGAAUUGUUGGCACGGGCAGCUGGAAUUUCGCAGCGGGCAAAUCCAGCCAGCAGGAGUACGGCGAGAUCACGGGCAGCUCGGGCAGAAUAAAGUUCCAGUUUUUCCUGUCCAAUAAGGUGGAGCUUUGGAACGACACGGGGCACUAUGAGUGGGAUGACCCGAGCCCAGAGCACGUGCAACAGCCGUUGCUGGCAACAGUAGUGUCAGCUCUUAGAGGUCAGGGGGAGUGCCCGAGUUUGGGAGAGAGUGCAAUCCGAACGAGCUUCAUCUUGGAUAGAAUUGUGAACGGGGAAAAGUGGCCGUGA